Molecule: messenger RNA, 888 nt
Organism: Protopterus annectens (West African lungfish)
Lineage: Eukaryota; Metazoa; Chordata; Ceratodontiformes; Protopteridae
Gene: MPC1
Product: mitochondrial pyruvate carrier 1
Exons: 5
Coding region: 315-641 (108 amino acids)
Biological process (GO): pyruvate import into mitochondria
Cellular component (GO): mitochondrial inner membrane
Source: RefSeq, a predicted model, not a curated record
UUUCGGUAUGCUCGAUAGGCUUAUAGGGCAGUGCUGGUGGCGUUGAUCAGUCAGGGACCGCCUCUGUUGGAUUGCCAAAGUAACUUCGCUGCUAAUAGAGUAUUUGUUGGAAUGUAGACGGUUCUGUGUAUGUAAUUGGAAAACUUAUAAAUGUGCCGUGCGUGAUUUUCAGUUGUCGUGAGAGAAGCCGUAUUGCUGUACAUGGUAGUACAGGAGUGUACGAGUAACACUUACUGGUAGACGGCUUUGUUUUUUUAUUCUGCCCACUGUGCAGCUGUUUAAGGUGGUUUCUCAUUUGCCUGUAAAUCACUGCCAUGGCUGGACUACUGGUACGCAAAGGCAUCAACUAUGUUAAAAGCAAGGAGUUCCGCGACUAUCUUAUGAGCACGCAUUUUUGGGGACCUGUGGCUAACUGGGGGCUUCCAAUCGCUGCUAUGAAUGAUAUGAAGAAAAGUCCAGAGAUCAUCAGUGGCAGAAUGACGUUUGCUCUUUGUCUAUACUCUUUGCUGUUUAUGAGGUUUGCUUACCGUGUACAGCCCAGGAACUGGCUACUGUUUGCCUGCCACUUCUCAAAUGAAACUGCACAGCUUAUUCAGGGUGGCCGAUUGAUCAAAUACAAGCUUGAAAAGAAGGAAAAGUAAGCUUGCAUCCUGCAGAAUCAAAGACUUGCCAACCAAAGGACAUCUGUGUCGGAAUACAGACUUGACAGUAACAGCACAACCUCAGGACACAUUGUUAAACAAAGACCAUUUGAUAUUUUAACUGACAGUAGUUGCCUGUACACUGUAGCCUCUAAGUGGGCACUGAGGUGGUACAGAAGUUGUAAACUUGUUUAAACUUUGUAUAUUUGGCUUCUUUGAUGUAAGUUAUUAAAGAUAUUUAAGCCAG